AUGAGAGGAGACUCACGGUGGCGCGCGAAGCUAAAGGAUUGUGUGUGUCUCUGGCCUGGGGUCACCACGGGUCACCGCCUCUCGCAUGACAACACAUCGUCUGGAGGAUCAACAUUUUUUCCCAUCAACAAAACUCCUGUUUCUCACAAGGUCAUUGAGAAAAGAAGAAGAGACCGAAUCAACAGAUGUCUAAACGAGCUGGGAAAGACAGUUCCUAUGGCACUGGCUAAACAGAAUUCUGGGAAACUCGAGAAAGCAGAAAUCCUGGAAAUGACAGUGCAGUAUCUGCGCGCGCUCCACUCCGCAGACUUCCCGCGCGGGAGAGAAAAAGGAGAACUGCUGACAGAGUUUGCGAAUUACUUUCACUACGGCUAUCACGAGUGCAUGAAGAACCUCGUUCACUAUCUGACCACCGUGGAGCGAAUGGAGACCAAAGACACCAAGUACGCACGGAUCCUCGCCUUUCUGCAGUCCAAAGUCGUUACCGAGCCCGUGUUCGGCUCGUUAGGUACCAUCUCUCCAGACCCUACGGACCUUCUGUGUCAGCUGGAGUACCAGAGUCCAAGUCCAUCCGAGUCAGUGUUUCAGCAGAGCCCUCCCGGACACUUUUCCUGGCACAGCUCGGCGCGGAACCCCACGCUCGCGUACCCAGCGAUGUCUCAGCACAGCGGAUACUUGUCACCGGUUCAGGGACUCGAUCACCAUUACAUGAACUUCAUCGGGCACUCACACCCACACAAUGCCUUCAGCUUACACAAUGCACAACACGCUGCUCUGUAA
This is a messenger RNA of Sinocyclocheilus rhinocerous, 780 nucleotides long. Its product is annotated as hairy and enhancer of split-related protein helt-like. Lineage: Eukaryota; Metazoa; Chordata; Actinopteri; Cypriniformes; Cyprinidae. Gene Ontology annotation, molecular function: DNA binding; protein dimerization activity. The record is from RefSeq and is a predicted model, not a curated record. Gene Ontology annotation, biological process: regulation of DNA-templated transcription. Bases 1 to 780 code for a protein of 259 amino acids. The transcript is spliced from 5 exons.